CACCCAUCUACAACCCAGUACUCACCAAUCCUCCAAAUCGCUCUCAAUCCUACCCUGCUUCCGACAACAAACAAAUCACCACCAAACUAUCCAAAAUGCUCUCCAUCCAAACCCCCUCAACCUCCAACCCCCAAAAAUACACCCCCAACCUCCUCCCCGCACGCAUCCACCACGACGGCCCCAUAAACGAUCCACAGCGGUACUGGACGCCUGAGAAGGAUGAAGACGGGACCCUACACGCCUACUUUCGCGGCCGCCACCUGCACGGCACAUCCCUCGCACUACCCGCAAACUACACCGGCGCGGUAUUGAAUAUCACUGAUAAACAACUACCUCCCGAGCCGCAACGCUCACACCGUGAACAGAGUAGAGACGCAGGGGAAGAAGAAGACGAUGAGGAGGAGGAGGAAAUUGAAGAGGUGGACGUUAGGAUAGCGGAGCGGAUAGGCGAGUUCGAAGAGGUGGUUGUGUGGGGCCAUGGAGGGAGGGUGGAUGAGGGGGAGGAUGUUUAUGUGAGGGGGGUGAGGGAGUGGAUUGGGUUUGCGGAGGCGGUGCAUGCGGAGGAGGACGAAGAGGGAGAGGAAGUGGGGAGGAGGGAAGGGAAGGGGGAGUGAAUGGAGGUUGUGGGAGUCUACCCGUGGACAGAUGGGAGAGGAGGAGAAGGGACCCUAAGAAGGGAGUGUAUAUGAUACCCAGCACUGCCUUCGCAUACAAAACCGCACGCGUAAUCGAGCGCAAACACCUAUUUAACAACAAAGCUCGCGCACGUUAUCUCAAGGCCCGCAUCUCAUACGCUUCAUUCUCGCUUCCUAGCACCUCCCACGCAAGAAAGCGGACGGCAUGCAUAUAGGGCCUUCAUAUAUAUCCAGGAUUCAGAGUAGGCGAGGCGAAGGAUGUUAACUUGGAUGAGGAGAGCGGGCUGUUGGUUGUCAAAAAAGCAAGGCUCUGGGAGUUCCCUAGUGUAGUUUGCAUGUAUUGUCGAUGGAUAUAUAUAUUUACGUAGGUAUUGUAGG
Molecule: messenger RNA, 1013 nt
Organism: Westerdykella ornata
Lineage: Eukaryota; Fungi; Ascomycota; Dothideomycetes; Pleosporales; Sporormiaceae
Exons: 2
Coding region: 96-614 (172 amino acids)
Biological process (GO): RNA catabolic process
Cellular component (GO): ribonuclease H2 complex
Source: RefSeq, a predicted model, not a curated record